Drosophila innubila is the source of this 1189-nucleotide messenger RNA. RefSeq names its product venom protease. The transcript is spliced from 2 exons. Bases 36 to 1103 code for a protein of 355 amino acids. Gene Ontology annotation, molecular function: serine-type endopeptidase activity. Gene Ontology annotation, biological process: proteolysis. The record is from RefSeq and is a predicted model, not a curated record. Lineage: Eukaryota; Metazoa; Arthropoda; Insecta; Diptera; Drosophilidae.
CAAGCGUAGCAGUUGUGUUGACGACGCUGUUCAAGAUGCACGCUUUCUGGAGUGUAUUUCUAUUACUCAUCGUAGGCGUCAGUAGUGAAUUAUGUGACAGGGGCACGGGUGAGUGCAAGCAGCUGACGGACACUGAUUGUCCAGUAAUAUUCUAUAAUCAGCAUUUGAUUGGUGCUAAUGUCAAGUACUGUGAUGAGUUUAAUGACAUCGUUUGCUGUCCCAUAUCGCUCCAUGCACAGCACAAGGCAUCAGUGGCAGAGACUCGACCUUAUGAGAAGCAAUGCAAGCAUUUCAAUGAUAUAAGACCCUCCUGUCACACGACGCCCUUCAUUGUGGGCGGCAAAAAGGCGGAGGGUCGUGAGUUUCCCUUUAUGGCGCUAAUUGGCACCAAGGAGCGCAAUAAAACCGAGAUCAACUGGGAUUGUGGUGGCACUCUGAUACAUCCCAGAUUUGUGGUCACUGCCGCCCAUUGUCUGGUGACAACUGAAACGAAGGAGCAACGUUUGGAUCCCAACUUCGAUUCGCCCAAGUAUGUGGUGCGUCUGGGUGAAUUAGACUACAAUAGCACCACAGAUGAUGCCCGGCCGCAGGACUUUAAGGUUGUCAACUAUGUGGUGCAUCCCUCGUAUGAUGAUGACGAAGAUGGCGCCUAUAAGCAUGACAUUGCCAUCAUCGAGUUGGAUAGAAAUGCGACCAUUAAUGAGUAUGUUGCACCUGCAUGCCUGCCACCCAGCAGUGGCAAUGACAAUCAGCAGCUCACAGCCGCCGGCUGGGGAUUCACCGAGGACGCUGGACACAAGUCAUCGCAUCUGCUCAAAGUAACCUUGGAACGCUUUGACGAUGAUCUUUGUAUAGCGCGUCUAAGUCUCAGCAUAGAUAUACGCACACAGCUCUGUGCGGGCAAAUUCCGUGGUCACGGAGACACUUGCAACGGUGACUCGGGGGGACCCGUUUUUGUGCAACAUCCGCAAUACAAUUGCCUCAAGAUCCUCAUUGGAGUGACCUCCUAUGGACAAGUCUGUGGCAAGCAAGGUCUGCCCAGUGUCUACACCAAGGUGCAUCUCUACACCGACUGGAUUGAGAAUAUUGUGUGGGCAGAGUGAUGCACUGCAUCCACUGCUACUGAAGCUUCUCAUUUGUUACUUAAAAUCAUUUUUAUAACAAUAAAUGAAAUAAAUAUUUAACUAAU